Molecule: messenger RNA, 738 nt
Organism: Desarmillaria tabescens
Lineage: Eukaryota; Fungi; Basidiomycota; Agaricomycetes; Agaricales; Physalacriaceae
Exons: 4
Coding region: 126-641 (171 amino acids)
Source: RefSeq, a predicted model, not a curated record
CUAAGUGACUAGGACACGUCAGUACGCAACCCCUACUUCCGUGGUACCCUCUGCAAAUAUCUUCUACCAGUAGAGUCGGUAUCAACCAAAGUGUUGCAACCGACGUCAGCACUGGAUGGCAAGUCAUGAAGGAGCAGGAUCUGUGGUCGGUGUAUAACGGGUUAGCAGUGCACAGGAGUAUCUUUGGACUGUGGCACUCGCAGCUCUCAACGACACCUCGAACAUGCAUAGGAACGGCUAAGCGCAUCAGGGAAGGAAUGUGCUUUGGAGUCAAGUCGGCCAUGCAUGUCUGCGGAUUCGGUGUACUAUCGAUCUUUCCACGAAGGAAUGCUUGGAGUUCAUGGACUUCACACCCCAGUCAUCGUGAACCUCCGCACGUUCGGCGUCGUCCUCGUCACCGGCGCCGGGGAGGCUCCGCUAAACACCACCCUCUCCUUCGCCGAAUCCACCAUCCGCCAACUCUCCCUCACUGGAGAUACUCCCAACCCACACUGCACUGCCGCCCUCUAGUGCAAGAUCAUCCCCGAGAACCCCGACUUUGGCAUCCGAGUCAUCCCCACCAACAGAAGCGUCGAGGAAUCCGUCACGAUCCUCAUGAAGACUGUCAUAAACCAUUUUGGACGAGUCAAUUGUUGUACUAACGUCGAAGACGGGGGAAAGUGUAUCGAAAUCCUUGCCUAUACGUACGAAAGACUGGCUCGUACGCGAGCCAAUUACCCACAUGGAGAAACGGUAUCC